Messenger RNA from Monodelphis domestica (gray short-tailed opossum), 5114 nucleotides. RefSeq lists its product as uncharacterized. Lineage: Eukaryota; Metazoa; Chordata; Mammalia; Didelphimorphia; Didelphidae. Gene Ontology annotation, biological process: regulation of DNA-templated transcription. The record is from RefSeq and is a predicted model, not a curated record.
GGAGGGGAGCAAGAGUCCCAGGAUGCCUCGCGUAUACCCGGCAACUGCUGCCGGUUGCAAGGGGAGAUCAGCUGGGGCCUGGGCUCUGGUGCUCAGGCUCCGGAGGCAGCCCAGCACAGGGCCGGGUCUCCAGGGGCUCGGAGCGGCCCAGGGACUAACUAGGCUUCCCGCUCCGACCCCUGUUCCGUGCUUUCCCCCUCCUGUCCCAGCCUCUUGAGGCCGGACGUCCUGGGCCGGACCACUGGAGGAGAGAGGCGGGAGGAAGAAGGAGGCGGAGGGAAAGGGCUGGACUCCCUUAGGCCUUCUGCGUCGCAACUUUCCCGGGGCCUGGGCACUAGACUGAGGGCCAUGGCCGCGGCGGCGCCUGCUCCGGUUCCAGUAAAGUUUGAUGAUGUGGCCAUAUAUUUCUCAGAGCAAGAGUGGAAUAUCCUGGAUGAUUGGCAGAAAGACCUUUACAAGCAUGUGAUGAGGGCCAAUUACUCAACUCUAGUCUCCUUGGACUAUACCAUUCCCAAACCAGAUUUGAUAUUCCAGAUUGAACUAGGAGAAGUGUUAUUUGAUGGGAAUUGGGGAGAUUUGGAACAAGCAGAAAUAGGAGUCAGCCUAAGUGCUUCUGAGCAUUUCAACUUGAAGGUCACAGAAAAGCAACUGUUUAGGGGGCACCAUGGAGCUGCAAGAACAAAAGAAGAAGAAGGUGAUUUAGAUGAUCCCAAGAGUCGGUGCUCAGAGGAAAGGACUGAGAUUUCUACCAUAUAUGAUCAGAAAGCUACUGUGGAAUAUCUGUGUAUUCGGGGCACACAGACUCCAAUUCUGAAAUUAGAAGACACCACCCAGAGUGACAGAUACCUGAGCCACAAAACCUACAGCUCACCCAAUCACCAGGAGUCUCUUCUGGGGCAGAAAAUGUACUCCUACUCUGUCUUUGGGAAAAACUUCCCUGUGAAGGGACAGCUGGUGAAACACCAUGGUAACCAUACAAAGAACAAGCCAUGCACAUGCUCAAAAUGCAAGGAAAAAGUUAGAAAGCAGCCUGCCUUACAUUCACAUUAUGGGAAGAAGUGUUUCCAGUCUAGUGAAUGUGAGAAGAACUUUAGCUAUAGUGUGAACCGGCAUUAUCGCCAGUUCAUACCUGUAGGGAAAAAACUAUUCCAGUGUUCUGAAUGUGAUAGGAGCUUUCGAUGGGAGGCUGGUUUGAAAUCCCACCAGAGUUUGCAUAGUGGAAAUGGACAGUUUUCCUGCAGUACAUGUGGCAAGGUUUUCAUUCGGAAAGCUAGGUUUAUCACCCAUAUCAAAUUACACACAAGUGAGAAUCCUUUCCAUUGCUCAGUGUGUGGCAAGAGGUUCUUUAAAAGGAAGUACCUCCUUAGACAUCAGCAGCUACAUUCAGGAAAGAGGCCCUUCCAGUGCCCUGAGUGUGGCAAGACUUUCUGUCGAAAAUCCUACAUGAAGGCCCACCAACGUUUACAUAGUACAGAGCGACCAUUUGCCUGCACACAGUGUGAAAAGGACUUCACUCACCAAUAUAAGCUCACUGAACACAUGAGGGUACAUAGUGGAGAGAAGCCUUUCCAAUGCCCUGAGUGUGAUAAGAGCUUUAGUCGAAAGUCCCAUAUGAAGGCUCAUCGACGUUUACACAGUAGAGACUGGCCUUUUUCCUGCAGAGAGUGUGGCAAAGGCUUCACUCAGCGGUAUAGACUCACCAGACAUAUGAGGGUACACAGUGGAGAGAAACCCUUCCAGUGCACUGAAUGUGGCAAGAGCUUCCGACAAAAGGCCAGCCUUCUUCAUCACCAGCUUAUGCAUAUGGGAGAUAUAGCCUUUCUCUUCAAGUGCCCAGAGUGUAAUAAGAGCUUCCACCAGAAGAAAAGCCUACUCAAUCAUCAACUCAUGCACACAGGUGAGAGACCCUUUCAGUGUCCUAAGUGUGAUAAGAGAUUCCGCCUCAAGGGCAACAUGAAGGCCCACCAGCGCCUACACAGUGGGAUCAGGCCAUUCUCCUGUGGAGUAUGUGGCAAGGGCUUCACUCAUAAGUCUAAACUGACCAGCCACACCAAGGUACACACCGAGGAGAAACCCUUCCAGUGUCCUCAGUGCAACAAGAGCUUCUGCCACAAGAGGAGCCUAACUAAUCACCAGUUGGUACACACAGGAGAGAGACCCUACCAUUGCCCUGAAUGUAACAAAAGCUUCUCUUCUAAGGCCUAUGUGAAGGCUCACCAGAGAAUACAUAAGGGAGAGAAGCCAUUUUCCUGUAGUGAGUGUGGCAAGAACUUCACCAAUCAGUUUAGGCUCACAGAGCACAUCCGAGUGCACACUGGAGAGAAGCCUUUCCAGUGCCCUGAGUGUGACAAGAGUUUCCGUCAGAAGAGAAGUCUCAUCAACCAUCAGCUUGUUCAUACAGGUGAGAGACCCUUCCAGUGUCCUGAGUGUAAUAAAAGCUUCCGCUGGAAGGCUGGAAUGAAGGCCCACCAACGUCUCCACAGGGGUGAGAGGCCAUUUCAAUGCCCUGACUGUGACAAAAGUUUCUCUUUGAAGGCCUAUCUGAAGGCCCACCAGCGAAUACAUAAGAGGGAGAAACCAUUUUCUUGUAGUGAGUGUGGCAAGAACUUUGCUGAUCAGUUUAGACUCACAGAGCAUAUCCGAGUGCACACUGGGGAGAAGCCCUUCCAGUGCCCUGAGUGUGACAAGAGUUUCCGUCAGAAGAGAAGUCUGACAAACCACCAGCUUGUACACACAAGUGAAAAACCCUUCCAGUGUCCUGAGUGUAACAAAAGUUUCCGGUGGAAGGCUGGAAUGAAGGCCCAUCAACGACUGCACAAGGGGGAAAGGGUAUUUUCCUGCAGUGAGUGUGACAAGUGUUUUUCUAAACAAUCUAAACUUGAUGAACAUAUCCAAGUUCACAGUGGAGAUGAGCCUUCCUAGUGUUGUGAAUGUGAUGUGCUUCCAUCAGAAAAAAAGGAGCCUUGAUAACCACCAGGCCCACCAAUGUCUACCCAAUAGUGAGAUACCCUUCUCCUGUAAGCAAGGGAGGCAACGACUUCUCCCAGCAGUCCAAGUACAUCCCUCACAUGAACUUACACACCAAGGACAUGCUCUAGAGUUUCCUAAGUGAACUAGAUGCUGAACUCAGCAGCACUUUGGACUAAUAACAGGAUCAUUGGAGCUGAGAUAGGACUGACAGCUUCAAGGAUGUCCUUGAGCUUCCAGAACAUGAAGUGUUCUCUCCAUCCUCAAAUUUCCUUAAGCACUUUGUCUAAAUCUCCACUGCCUCUAUUAUGCUCUCCUUUGUGUAUCAUGCUUACCUAUGUGCAUGGGAUACCUGUGUUCCCCCUUCACCCCCACUCCUGAGAAUGUAAGCAACUUAAGGGCACGGACUGUUAUUUUUUAUCUUUGUAUCCUCAGCAUCUAACUUGUGCACAGUAGGCACUUAACAAAUGUUUCUUGAAUUUAAUUGAAUGUGGCAAAACUGUUGAUUAUCUGAGGAUGGCAACUGAUCAACAAGCCUGGGAGGUCCAGAACCAAGGGCUUUUGUUAUGCAAAGUUGAUGGGCCACCUAGUAAACUUUGAAACUUCGUAUUGUAAUCAUGUUUCUUGUUCAUUUCUGGAAAAAAGUGAUUCAGUCCCAUAAUCCAAUUCCUGCUUCUUGCCCACUACCACUGAGAAGCUUCUCCCUCAAAUUCUGAGAGAACUUUGAAACUGAAACCCAUAUGGAAAAAUAAAAAAAAAUAGCAAAGAUUGAAUCCCAUUACCCAGCACUGUGCCUAACUAUUCUUCAGGCUUGUAACUCCUUCUAGAAAUAAUGGUGUUAUAUUUUAGUGGGAUGGACAAGCCAUUUGAUAUCUAGAUUCAAAUUUUUAAGUGGUGCAAAAAGUAAUAACAUUCUCAAUCUAAAGAGUUUUAGACUGAGGCAAGGUAUAUUCAGAGGAUACCUAGAAUCAGGUAUUGUUCAGAGACCCCUUACACCAGAAGAUAUAGAGCAGGACUUGAAUUGAUGCACAGUUGAAUCAACCAUGUCUCAUCCUGGACCCAGUUCCUGAUUGCUGGGGCAUAGUAUACCCCAUCAUUAAUUUUCAGAAAUGCAUAGCAAGCAGUCAGAACCACUCCUCAUAUAUACUGAGUUGACCACCCUUAGGACAAAGUAUAUAAUUCUGGCUGGAUAUAAAAAUAUUGCCAGUGCCUUUGAGAUAGGGGAACAGCAUUGUGCCUGGUCUUUAAAAGGAGGCAAGGGCUGGAAGAAGCUUGUAACAGGAGAGACCUCUUGAAGGGGACUUUAUAAACCAAGAGAAAUCAAUUUUCUGAUCAACUACAACUUAAAUAAAAAAGCAAUGACUUAAAACAUGAGCAUAUAUAUAUGCCUGUCAUAUGGCUAAUUAAUGAAGUCAGCCCAAUAAUACAACUAUCUUCCACAAUUCCAGUCCUUGAUUGCAUUAGACUUAAGCCUAGGGGAUAUAAUUAACCUUUGAGAGAGGCAUAGAUCGGUGAGGUUUCUCUUGCUAGCCUUGUAGUUACCCAUGUCACCAUAGACAUCAAACUGUUUGACUUUUGGGGCCAAGUUUUUCCUCUUUUUGUGGGGUAAGACGUAUAUCAUAUGUCUGUAGACCUUGAACCAUUUCAUUAUUUGCCAUCUUUUGACCCUGUCUUUAAAUAAUGCUACUAUCUGUUGGGGGAGUACCAGGGUUAUAUACAUUGAGGGUUCCUUUUUUUGGUUUCUUUAGUUUUUUGGUUGCCUCUGUAGUUCCUUUUUUUGGCUCUUGAAAAUCGAUGCCUUUUUUUAAUGCCACAACAACUUACCAAUAUAUCAUUUCGCUUUAUGAACCUUGCUUUGUAAUAAGAGUUAGGUAAAAACAACUGUCUUUGGCAAUGUAUGCAGCAUUUUGAUGCCAUAGUUCCCCACUUCUACUAAGAACAAAGUGUUUUGACAUCUGUUCUUGGGACCAGAAUUGGUCACUGUAAUGUUGAGUUCUGCCUUUUAGCAUUAUUUUCUUUUGCAUUAUUGUAGUCAUUGUGGAUAAUGUGCUAUUGUUGCUUACUUUGUUCUAUCAGUUUGUAUAAGCCUGUCUGUGUUUCUUGUCUUUUACAGUGCAAUAGUAUUCCAUUACAUUCCUCUGCAACAA